AUGCGUUUCGCUUGUGCUACCGCGGGUGUGCUUGUGCUUGGUGCUACCGUUUCUCAAGCGCGUUCUAUUGCGCCUAGCCCAUGGAGUGAACGUGACUCGACGGAGAGUGAAGCUGUACACUUUGGGCUGGUUUCCCAAAGAUCAACGGCCGACAGCGAUGACUGGAACUCAUCGUCAACUCCCCAGAACACCUUGCCCUUGAAAAACAAUGACGAUCUUUCUGCACCAUCUCCCAAACGCGCUGGAAGCGGGAGUGCUCAGCCAAGCAGUGCAAGCGACAGUCAAGAUGAUUCUGAGUCCAGCUCCCGGGUUCAUGAGUAUUCCCAAAAAGACUACUCGAGGGAACGGGUUACCCAUCAGCCAUCCAAAAUUCUUGGCCUUUUUUCAGUGAGGCCAACUAUCCAGCGCAACGAAGACCCCCAAUCGACUGCUAUGCUUUUACAAGCAAUCGAAGACUAUCGCGGCGCCAUACUAGGAGAAUCUACGGCUGGACCGGUCGAAACGCCUCCGAACCAAGCCGAACACAUUUUGCAACCCCUGAACCAAGUGCAAACCAGACCCGUCCGGCAGACUAUUCAUGAGCUGAAUUUGAAUCGAAACGCACAAGAAGUUCUCAACCGGACCGCUGGCUUUAGGACCGCGCGCAAGUCCCAAAAUGACACUUCCAAUGGAUCCGCAAAUUUGACUGAAGCCACCGACAAUGUCCUCGGAAACCUAUCAUCGCUUUCUAACAACAUUCCAAUCAAUGUUCAAAACUCUAAUGAUGACAAGAACUCCAGCUCGUCGAAUAAACUCUUUCCGGCAAUCGCACAAGCCAACACCCGGGAUUUGAUCAAUAUUUCUUCCCUUUCCAACAACAUCAAUACUACCGAUCCUAUCAACGGGGCUGUGCCCAGUUCACUUAUCAAUCGAGUCACAUCCACUAACGACACUGAUUCCGAUAGAAACACCAAUCACUCUCACUACUCUGUCUCUCACAGCGGCGCGUCACGUGAAGCCAAUACUACUUUCAACCAUACCGUACCCAUUUCUCACACGACUCCCGCCAAUGACACUGCAGUGCCCUCGUCCAACAGCACUGCACCCAACUCUUGA
Puccinia graminis f. sp. tritici CRL 75-36-700-3 is the source of this 1095-nucleotide messenger RNA. RefSeq lists its product as uncharacterized. The coding region runs from base 1 to 1095 and encodes 364 amino acids. The transcript has 2 exons. Lineage: Eukaryota; Fungi; Basidiomycota; Pucciniomycetes; Pucciniales; Pucciniaceae. The record is from RefSeq and is a predicted model, not a curated record.